Trichomonas vaginalis G3 is the source of this 528-nucleotide messenger RNA. RefSeq lists its product as uncharacterized. The transcript has a single exon. Bases 1 to 528 code for a protein of 175 amino acids. The record is from RefSeq and is a predicted model, not a curated record. NCBI's taxonomy places the organism in Eukaryota, Parabasalia, Trichomonadida, Trichomonadidae.
AUGAAUGCUUUUCUUUCUUCUCUUGAAAGAUCCUUCACAAAAUUCAGUCAAUCGGCAGACGAGAAGAGACUCCAACUAAGUAUCAUCGAUCAACAAUUUAAAGAUCUUGAUAAAGAAGUGAAAAAGCAAUUAAACGAAACACCAAAACUCGUUAGUCGUACGGCUCCUCAAACAAAGGCUUCAUCACGUCCCAGAACAAUACAAAGAGCUAGGACAGCUGUGAAAAGAGGUCCUAGGAAGUCAGCAAAAGAAGAUCCAGUAAUCAGACCUGCACCUUAUCCAGUCAAAAACUAUAUUCUUCCUGCUCAACCUGUUUAUGGAGCUGCGCGCUACUAUAAACCGGCUGCAAAAGAACAUCUUCGCAAAGAGGAAUUAUUAGAAAGAUUAGAAAGAGAAAAAUAUCCUGAUACAAUAGAUGACCCAACACCAAGAGAUCUUGGCCCGGACUUAGUCGUUACAUCGAAAUCUUAUUCAGUUGGAAAGAAAGGAGAAACCAAUUCUAUUGAUGAUUACUUCAACGCAGUAUAA